AUGGAGUGGGUAUUUUGGUGGACAGGGAUCUUAGAGAGUCUGGUAGAGGUCAGGUGGGUGAGUGAUAGAUUAAUGACUAUUAAGCUAGUGGUUAUGGAGUGCACUCUAAAGGUCAUUAGCGCUUACGCGCCGCAGGGGGGCUUAGAUGAGGAGGUUAAGAGGCGCUUCUGUGAAGAGUUGGAUGAGAUUGUGCGUAGUAUUCCGCCUGUUGAGAGGUUAUUUAUAGGAGGGGAUUUCAAUGGUCAUAUUGGGUCGACUGUUGAUGGCUAUGGAGAGGUGCAUGGCAGCUUCAGGUUCGGUGUUAGGAACAGAGGAGGUACUUCGCUGUUGGAUUUUGCUGAGGCAUUUGAGCUAGUAAUUGCGAACUCGAGUUUUCCGAAGAGGGAUGAGCAUUUGGUUACUUUCCAAAAGGAAGAAGAGGCUGCUCGAGGACAACGGAGGAUCACAUGGGAAGCCUUGAUUAAGGAUAAAGCUCAGGAGUUAGAGGGGAGAUUAUCGACUUUGGGAGCCUGGAGGAGUAGUGGGGAUGAGGAGAGGAGAGAUAACAGAGAGAGGUAUAAGGUAGCUAGGAGGGAGGCGAAGUUGGCAGUCACAAAGGCUAAGACUUCUGCGUUUGGUCGUCUGUACGAGGAAUUGGGGGACAAAGGCGGGGAUAAGAAUUUAUUCAGGCUGGUUAAGGAAAGAGAGAGAAAGGAUCGGGAUCUAGACCAAGUGAGGUACAUCAGAGAUGAGGACGAUAGAGUAUUGAUGGGAGAGGCACAAAUUAAGCAGAGAUGGCAGACUUACUUUCAUAAACUUCUGAAUGAAGAUGUGGACAUGGAUAUUGUGCUAGGUGAAUUGGGGAAUUCUGAGAGUCACCAAGACAUUAGGUGCUGUAGAUGA
Messenger RNA from Nicotiana tabacum (common tobacco), 882 nucleotides. The record is from RefSeq and is a predicted model, not a curated record. NCBI's taxonomy places the organism in Eukaryota, Viridiplantae, Streptophyta, Magnoliopsida, Solanales, Solanaceae.